AUAAGCUGUAAAUGUUGAAUAGUAUAAGAAAAGUAGUUUGUGUUUCCUUUUUUAUAUUUAUGUUUACGAAAAUGGCAAAUUCUGAAGUUACGAAGAAAACGCUUAAAGACUUUGGAUACGGUUUCAACAGUGAAGGAAAGCUCCGUCAACUUGACGUUGAAUCAGGAGAAAUAACUGAUUUGCCUUUCGUGUUUGAAGUGAGCAGCUCAAGAGCUGAAAACCAACGUCAUUAUGAAGCUUUAGGUGAUGCGAUUACUGAAUAUGUUUACGAAUUGAUGGACAAAAAUGGGAUGCAUCGUAUUUAUCUACCAGAAAAUCAACCAGAACCCAAGGCUACUUUCAUAUUUUCUUCGAAAAAGGAACUGAAGGAUGUAGACAAACUAAUGGUAAUAAUCCAUGGGUCUGGUGUUGUACGUGCAGGUCAAUGGGCACGUAGUCUCAUCAUUAACCAUUCAUUGGAUUCUGGAUCCAUUUUGCCAUACAUAAAAAAAGCUCAAGAGCAAGGCUAUGAAAUCGUUGUGACUAAUACUAAUGACAAUCAUCGCGAUGGAAAAAUCAUACAAGAUAGUGGAUCACCCGAUGAACAUGCAAAGACUGUUUGGAGAAAAAUUGUUCAGCCAGCAAAUGCGAAAUCAAUUGCUGUUGUUGCACAUAGCUAUGGUGGCCACAUUAGUAAUGUUUUAAGCAAGAUGUUCAAGGAAGAUUUUGAUUCAAAAGUAUUUGCUGUAGCUUUAACGGAUAGUGUUCAUGGCGGGGGAGCCUUAUUGGAACUUUUGAACGUCAAUAAAUUUAUCAAUGUUGUAGAAGAUUAUAACAUUAUCUCUCACGAAAAUGUUCCAGAAUAUAACACUAUUCUAAUUGAGGAUUCUUCUGUUCAAUUUAAGCACGCAGCAAUUGCUCAUGAUGGUCGUGGUCUUUAUCGUAUUAUAGAUUUGUGUACAAAAGAAACCAGAAUUAAAAUUUCUGGAGAUUCUACUUAUGAGUUACUCGACCCAUUGAAAUUUUAUAACUUAAACCAUGGAGAUAAAAUCAAGUUCGGUAAUGUGGAAACAAAAUUCCUCUCAGAUGAAAACGCAGUCCUUAAUACACUACAAAUUCAGAAUUUCAAUUCAUCACGAUUAGUUCUUCAAAAAGAAAAGAAAACUUUUUUUGUUCCCGAAACACAAGUUACAGAAGAUUUUCAUAAUAAUAACUAUAAUGGUGAAACUGAGAUUUUUCUCCCUGAAACAGAAAUUUACUCAGAAUUAUCAAAAUGCAGCCGCUCUCCUUCACAAGAAUCUGUUCUUGAGAUAAUUAGUGAGAAUGUGGAAAAAAGUAAAGAUCCUUUAUCCCAAAAUUUGUUCGCCGAUAUUUCUAUUGCUACAAAAACAUCUGAAUUAAAUACUAUAGAUGAGGAUGAUGGGAUGAAUACUCCUAAAUUAGUUUCACCAUCAAAAGAAUCAAAGAAGUGUGAACUGGUUGAAGAUUCAGACGAAAAUUCAUUAACGCCUGAUUUAGAUUCAUCUUCGUCACCUAAAAAUAUAAAAAAUGAAAAAAAAGCAUUCAUAUUUGAUAAAUUGCAAGCAAAUUCUUCAAAAGUAAACGAUUUUCUUGUUCAGAAAAAGAAAAACCAGUCAGCUGACAAUGAUGAGACGCAAUAUUAUAAUGACAGUUCCACUGAUGAUGAAAGAGCAGAAGUCAAGGUUAAGGAAAACUUAUUUGAACAAACGCAACCGUUGUUCAUCCUUCGUCGAACUACAAGAAAACAUGAAAAGGAACAACAAGCUAUUAAACCUAAAACUGUGUCAUUGAAAGAAUUUGAAGAGCUUGAAAGUAAAACAAAAGUUUCGAACAAAUUUUCUUUGGAGACGCAACCAAUUUUCUUGCAAAAUUCAAAUAGUAAAAUGUCGUCAGUUACGAAAACUAAAAAUCGUAUUUUGCUGUCAUCAUCUGAAGAGGAAGAUACAAAAAAAGAAAUAUCAGGGAGUAUCAUUGCAGGAGUAGUAAUCCAGAAGAAAGCAGAAGUACAAAAUAUUUUGGAAACAGAAAAUUCCACUGGAGAAUGCUGGUCACCAACAUUAAGAUCUCCACCAUCUUCUGAUAGUCUGCUCAUAAAAGAUAUGACUACACCAGAAUAUCUUCCAAAAUUGCCAUCUGACUCUCAAUUCGAUGAGUUCCUUGAACUGGUCAAUAAUACUGGUGAGUCUGACUUGUCGUACUUCGAUGAUACGAUGAGAUCAGAUGAAAAUAUCGCAGAUGAUAAAGAAAAUUGUUUCGAACAUAAGGAAGAAAAGUUAACAAGCGUUAAUGAGACUGAAAGAGCUGCAAAACGUAAGAAAAUCCGUCGUCGAAUUAUGAAAUACAUAAGUUCUAGUGAUGAUGAUGAUGACGGGCCUUCAACAUCGAAAAUUCAAAAAACUGCUUCAACAAAGUCAGUCAAAUCAAAACCAUCACUUAAGGCACGUAAAUCUAAUUCAAAAAUUCUUCAAUCAAAUAGUGACGACACCCGAAAAGAACUGCCAAAAAGGUCAGCAACACCAAAAAAACAGAUAUCGAUUUCAUUAUCAAAUAUUACUAGUGCAAACCAGAAAGCAAAAUAUCACGGAAUUGGUGAAAAUUUAGGUUGCAAACUCGUCAAAAGUGUAAUUGAUGCUGAUAUCCUUUUGACAACGUCGUAUACCAAAACAACCUCUAAAAUUCUCGCUGCUCUUUGUAAAGGCAUUCCUAUAGUGACUGAGCAGUUUCUAAUAGCAUCAAAGGAAGCUGGAAAAUUAUUAAAUCCUUAUGAUUAUUUCAUACCUGAUCAGAAAGUGGCUGGCGAACACUUGUCCUUUAAAGAUUUCAUAUUCACUUCAAAAAACCACAAACGAUUCACAAACACUUCCGUUUAUGUGACCUCAAAAUGCGUCAUUCCAUAUCUUGAGACUAAAGAAAUUAUUGAAGCUGGAGAUGGUGAAAUUAUCACCGAUUUGAAGCAAGAACCAAAAAAACAAAAUUUUAUUUUCAUCCACAACAUCAUCGAUGAAAAGGAGAUCAAAUUUUUAUCGAACAAAUAUCCUUCUGGAACAAAAAUCAGAGAUGUUCAUUUUUUUAAAUCUAUUGUUCGACCAAACUAUUCUUAAAAUUCUUUUUUUAAUAAAUAAGAAGAUACAUUCAAA
Messenger RNA from Clunio marinus, 3137 nucleotides. Lineage: Eukaryota; Metazoa; Arthropoda; Insecta; Diptera; Chironomidae. The record is from the annotation of a GenBank genome assembly.